Molecule: messenger RNA, 3746 nt
Organism: Ctenopharyngodon idella (grass carp)
Lineage: Eukaryota; Metazoa; Chordata; Actinopteri; Cypriniformes; Xenocyprididae
Product: protein Smaug homolog 2
Exons: 14
Coding region: 618-2645 (675 amino acids)
Biological process (GO): regulation of mRNA stability; nuclear-transcribed mRNA poly(A) tail shortening; negative regulation of translation
Cellular component (GO): P-body
Molecular function (GO): mRNA binding; protein binding; translation repressor activity
Source: RefSeq, a predicted model, not a curated record
AGAGAGAGAGAGAGAGCGGAGCGCGCGCGCUGGAGCUCCAGUGAGUGUGUGAGCGCGCGCUGGUUCGGUCUGUCUGUCGGUACAGCAGCUCCAGUGAUCUUCAGGCCCAUCUGUGUUUCCCUAUCACCGGUGUGUUUCCACGCACUUCUCACGCGUGUUUCUCAUCUGGCUGAUUUUCGUCUGGCUGAUUUUGCCCUAGUCUGAUUUUACCCUCGUCCGACUGGUUUUACCCUGUGCUCCGGUCAGCUGAGGCACACUGAGGCGGAUGUGAGUAGUUGAGUAGCGUGUGGGUCCAGAUCAGCUGUGGUGAUGGAUGUAAUCCGCCGCUGAGAGUUGCUGUGGUCUGCAGUAAGCUGCCGGCAUCCGUGUACAAAUGAAGAUGCGCUAGAGGCGCCUACGUUUCCUCACGGAAACCGCCUGUGCAUCCGCCUGUGACCUUUUGAACCCUGAACCCAAACGUCGGCCCUCUGCCUUGGUGGCGUCCGCUGGGCUCACCAUGUGAGGGGUUUCCAAUGCAUCUUUGAGUGGACUGGAGCACUGCCUGUUACCCCGCCCCAUUUUAUACAGACCCCGCCCCCUCCCCUAAGCCCCGCCCCCGGAUUCUAAAGAAACUCGCCAUGAUGUUCCGGGACCAAGUGGGGAUUUUGACAGACUGGUUUAAGAGCUGGAACGAGUGUGAACAGACAGUGGCGCUAUUGUCAUUGUUGAAGCGUGUUUCUCGGACACAGGCCCGGUUUCUGCACAUCUGUCUGGACCACUGGCUGGCCGACUGCACAGAGAUACACAUACUAGAGGCAGAAGCCAACAAUGCAGCCAUCGUCAGUCAAUGGCAGCAGGAGCCGAAGGAGAAAGCCGUGUCCCUCCUGCUAUCCCAUCUCCCCCUGCUGCAGCCACGGAACAGCGAAGCCAAGUGUGAAUACAUGAACCUCCUGCAGAAGGUCUUGAGCCACACUAUCGAGAGCAGCCUGUUUGUGGAGGAGAGUCGGCAGCUGCUUUCCUACGCCCUCAUUCAUCCCGCCACCACCCUUGACGACCGCAACUCUCUGGCCAUGUGGCUCAAUCAUCUGGAGGAGCACCUGUCAUCCCGGCCGCCUCCGCCCGGACCGUACCAUCACGCCCGGCAGGGGUCAGACGAGUGGCCCUGUUCGGCCGAGUCCCUGGAGCCGUCGUACUCCUGGCAAGAGAAGCUGCCAUCCACAUGCAGCUCGCCGGCCGGACAGAACGGACACAUGCCUUUCCCUGGCACGGGUGGCGUGACCUCGCCUGUCAACAGCGGCGGCAACACGGGACUGCCUGGUCAGGUGCAGCCAAGCCCACUGAAGCCCUCGAUGUCACUCACACCCGCCAAUCAGCCAGCCUGCAGCUCUGAUUGGCUGAACCAGGAGGAGGGUGUUGGAUGUCAGGGUGUGGCCGGAGCAGAACACGCCCCCCUGUCGCCCCAGAGCAGCGUCGCAUCAUCAGGCAGCGAACAGACGGAGGAACAGAGCAACACGCGCAACACAUUUCAGGAGGACGGGAGUGGAAUGAAAGACGUCCCGGCCUGGCUGAAGAGUCUUCGUCUGCAUAAAUACGCAUCGCUAUUUUCUCAGAUGACGUAUGAAGAGAUGAUGAUUCUCACAGAACAACACCUGGAGUCGCAGAACGUGACAAAGGGAGCUCGACAUAAGAUCGCUCUGAGCAUACAGAAACUUAGAGAACGACAGAGCCUCCUGAAAUCUCUUGAAAAGGAUAUUCUGGAAGGCGGGAACGUUCGGAAUGCUUUGCAAGAGCUUCAGCAGAUCAUCAUCACGCCAAUCAAAGUUUAUACCCCGCCCACUGCUGCCCAGAAGGAGGUGGAGCCUGGAGUUACACCUGUUGAUAAAGCAGCCAAUCCCAGCGAAGAGAAGGACACUGAGGGCUUCCAGACCCACAAUCCUCCAGCGUGUGAUGGAGAGUCCUCGUCCGCACCCAUCUCUGACGGAGAUAUCGCGGGACAGUUCACGCGUGUGAUGGGGAAAGUUUGUACGCAGCUGUUGGUGUCCAGACCGGACGAGGAGAACAUCAGCUGUUACCUGCAGCUCAUUGAGAAAUGUCUUACGCACGAGGCGUUCACAGAGACGCAGAAGAAGCGGCUGUUAUCGUGGAAACAGCAGGUGCUGAAGUUGCUCCGCCUCUUCCCACGGAAAACCAUGAUGGACAGCGGCGUGUACCGGAGAGGGUGGCCGGCGUACGGAUCCAACUCUCUGCCCACAGCUGGAUCUGUGAGCGCAGGUUUGGGCAGACGGGGGCAGAGGCCCUUCCAGAUGCCCCCGCGAGGAGCUCCACCACCCGGCCGCAUGGGGCUGAUGACUGCCGGCGGUCUGACCGGAGCAUCGCCCCGACACUCGCUCGCCAACCCCGCGGCCGUCAGUGCACAGGGUCGACAGAACCUGUGGUUCGGGAAUCCUGGAGGUAGUAACAGCAUGCCGAGCCAGAGCAGAAGUUCUGUGCAGAGAACUCAUUCUCUUCCUGUUCACACGUCUCCACAGACCAUGCUUCUGUUCCAACAACAAGAAUGCCAAGUUCCGGGGACAGAUCUGGAGAUUAACCCCACGCUGGAGUCUCUGUGCCUCAGCAUGACAGAGCAUGCCUUAGGAGACGGAAUGGACAGAACGUCGACGAUAUGAGAAUCAAGCCAGUGGAAGAACUGACCGUUCACUUCUUCUUCUUGGUCACCGAGUCGUUUGGCCGGUGCUCCAGUAGCCCAGCACACACACUCAAACAACACGAGUCACUACAGAUCACACACAACUAACUGUGCAUAUGUUCUCUAAUAUUUUUCUACUUUAUUGUACUUAACUAAGUUUAUUAUAAAGGAAAUACAGAAGAACUAUUAUAUUACGGAAGGGAGAGCAGGAAGACGAGCGAUCUGAUUGGCUGGAGGCGCGUGACCGUGAGGAAACGGUGCUUAUGGUUUCAAAGGGCUUCGGGCCUGAGCCGCGGUCAUUAGAUGUCGUUUACAUCCUGUCCAUCCAUCCGCCUGCAUGAACUCUGACCUCCAUGACGGACUUCCUCCUGUGGCUUUUCUGUGUUAUAAACGGCGGGUGUAAAGCGAGGCGAGUUCGUUUGGCCGCCGUUUAUGUGUUGAUUUCACGCGUCCCUCAUUCCUGUGUGUUUAUCUGUUAUGAUGCGUUCUUAUUCCUGUCGAGGUACAAGAGGUUUCUUAGCACUUAUACGUAAGAUGUUUACCAGGGCGUCACUACAGCCGUGACCGUUGCCUCUCGCACGCAGACUUUUGUAAAUAUGCAGGUAUAGGAAAAUCACAAUAUGACCUUUAUGAUCCAAAUGAUUUUUAUACGCAGUGCUAUGAAGUAUAGAUGCGAGCAGAGGGGGAUUGUGGGAGCUGUCGUUUGAGAGAUCGAGCUGUGCUCAUCCGCUGACCGCGUCGCUCCACGCCCCCCUCAGUGACUGACAGGGAUGUCCGCCAAUGACAGACUCCGCCUCGUACUGGCUGAUGCAAAACCCACCAAUCAGAUUCCGUUUCAUCUUGAUUUCCUCAGAGAGGCCGCUUCAGAGAUUCGACCAAUCGCAACGGUGCUUCUAAACGGCAGAUUUCUGUUGAUUGAUUUGUGGUGUUUUUUUCUCUUUGAAUGGUACCGUCUGUGAAAAUCCCAUUCAGCCUUAUGGAGCAUCAGAGCGGUGUGUGUGUGUGUGUGUUUCUGCUCUCAGUGUGUGUUUUAUACGUCUCUCAGCUGCUCUAUAUCUAGUAAAACUGUAUUGACUGAAAA